Messenger RNA from Rotaria sp. Silwood2, 921 nucleotides. The record is from the annotation of a GenBank genome assembly. Lineage: Eukaryota; Metazoa; Rotifera; Eurotatoria; Philodinida; Philodinidae.
AUGAAUUCCAAUCAAGAAAUAGGUGGAUUAGCAUUAGAAAAACUUUUUCGAACAUUUCCACAAUUAAAGAAAUUACAAUUCUAUAUACGUCAUUCACAUAAUAUUUAUGGUACACAAACAAAUCAUUCACCUGAUCAUUUGUAUCUGUUUUCAUUUACAUCUCGUUUUUGGCUUGAUCGAUCUAUUGAAGUUUUUUCACAUUUUGUUCGCCAAUCACAACAACGUUAUACUUAUACAUUACCAUUUGCUUAUAAUACAUUUGAUAUUGUUGAUGAUAUAACAGAAUUUUUUUUUAGAAACUAUCCAUAUUAUUAUGGUAAUGUUCGUCAUUUAUCAUUAUCCUCGGCGUCUAAUCUAGACGAAUUUAUUUAUUCAAACAUAAUAUUAAAGUUUUUUCCAAAUAUUCAAACAAUUACAUUUUCUAAGGAACCUUCUUCAAGUACUACAAUCAAUAUUUUAAUUAAACAUCAAUGGGUUCUACAGAAAUCUGGAUCUAAUACUCUUUCUACGACGGUCUUUCCAUGUGUCUAUAUUCAUAAUCAUCGAAAAGCAACACAUUUAUAUUUUCGAACAUUAAAUAUUACUAAUAAAGAUCGAAUAUUAUUUGGAAAUGGUAGACGACGUAUUCGACAAUUAACAAUUUAUGAAAUGACUCAAGAACAAUCAAUUUAUCUUAAAAGUUUUUCUCCAUGGAUUUAUAUUCUUACACUUCAUGUUAAUACCUUAGAAUGGUUCUUUUCAUCGAACGAUUGGUUAUAUCAUCUGUUAACUGAUAUGAAUUCGUUAUUUAGUUUAACUGUUUAUUAUCCAAAGUAUUUGAAUAAUGAAAGAUUACAUGAUUUACUUGCUAAUACAUUAUUAAACGUUAAAAAGCAUUUCUAUAUCAAAUGUAACGAUGGAAUAUUGAAUAUAUGGUUUUAA